Stegodyphus dumicola is the source of this 4392-nucleotide messenger RNA. RefSeq lists its product as uncharacterized. Gene Ontology annotation, cellular component: centrosome. Gene Ontology annotation, molecular function: microtubule binding; nucleic acid binding. The record is from RefSeq and is a predicted model, not a curated record. Gene Ontology annotation, biological process: microtubule anchoring. NCBI's taxonomy places the organism in Eukaryota, Metazoa, Arthropoda, Arachnida, Araneae, Eresidae.
UUAUAAUUGUAUAUAUUUUAUUAUUUAUUUAUUUCAACAGAAAAAGGUUUCUGAGAGUGCAAGUGACAGUUUUGAAUCAACAGAAGGUCCUCCGAGUAGUCUGCAAAAUAAAGGAGCAAGUUCAAAAGAACUAUCUGACAAUUUAAAAUCAGAUUUGAAUUCUCAGAAUGAAACAUCAGCAAAUUUAUCAUCUUCUGUGGUAAAAGACAUAGCAGAAGCUACAAAAGGAGAUGAACAUACAUCAAAUGAAUCUUCAGAAAUCCAAGAAGUAUCUGAAAUAUUACAAAACAUCACUCAUUCUUCAAAUGAAGAAUCCUUUAGUGUAAAAGAAAUUGUACAUAGUUCAUCAGAUAAAUUGCUUGUGGAAGCAAAAGAAGUAACUGAAUUGCUAGACGCUGCUCACGAUCUGUCUGGUGUUUCUUUGGAGAGUGUUGAAUCUUCUGAAUCUGCUCAAGGGAAAGUCAAUAGUCAGAGUGAUGUUGAAUCAAAAAGUACUCUGCAUUCAGACACUUUUGUGUCUGAAUCAUCAUCAAAAACACUGGAACUUUCAAGUAAUGAACAACUGCCAAGUAGUAAUGUUAUUUUGAGAAAAUCCAUCUCAGAGGCAGGGCAUAAUUCUGAGCAAAGCCUUAAUAGUGGUAAGAAGGCAACAGAUGAUACUACUCAUACUACAGAUGGAGAUUUAUCUUCAACUUCUCAAUCAAUGUCAAACUCUGCAUCUGUUGAAGAAGAAUUGGAAAGUGGAGACUUGACUGAAAGUUUCAAGUGCGAUAACUCAGAAGGAUGCCCAUCUCCAAGUAAAUUGGCCAGUGUCACUUAUGUAGCUGAUACUCUAAAUGUAUCUGUUCCUCUGGGUAUAAAUGAAAUAUCAAUUACUAAUAAUAGUAAUUCUCAUUCAUCAGACUUAGAAAUCUUAACCAGUGGUAGUAGCCAGAAUGAUGAAAACACACCUUUGGUUACCAAAAAGAGUCCUAAAACUGAAACAUUUAUUGUAAAUGUUGUUAAUUAUGUUUUUUCUUCCCUGCUUGAUGAUGCAUUUAGAUGUAUGCAACACAUAUUCAGUGAAAAUUUCAUCAAAAAGUCAAAAACAGUGAACUCAGAAUCAAAGGUAGGAUGUAAUUUUUCCAGUUUAUCUAAAAAUUAUCACAAUAUUUCAAAAUGUACCACUGCAGCUAGCUUAGAAUUGACAAAAAAAUAUAUUUUAGAACCAUCUACUGAUUUUGUCAUAAAAAGGACUGAUGAAAAAUGUGCUGAAACAAUUUCCAAAUCUGUCUUAGAUGAAUAUCUGAAAGAUGCAAUUCAUUCGGUCAUGGAACUUUAUAAAAAUCUUCAUGUUAGUACAAAAGGCUGUAAUGCUGUACAUCAUGAAAAAUUAAGUGAAUCAGAAUCAAAGAACAGCAAGAGUAAAACUGUCCAUCAUGAGCUUGUUGAAUGCUCAAAGAAUCCAAUCUCUAACAUAUUUUCAUCAAAUGCAGAGAAUUCCAUAGAUUUAUUAAAGAAUAAUGUCAUUCCGCAUGUGCAAGAUUUUAAUGAUAAUAGCAUUUUCAACAAGCAUCCAAACUGGCUUGAAGAUAGUUUUAUAGCAUCACAAAGUGAAGCUCAGCUUCAGCAACAACUGUUACUUCAGUACCCAUAUUAUUAUCGUAAAAUCCCUAAUAAACCUCCACCUCCAUAUACACCACCUGUAACUGUUGAACAGACUUCUCCAAAUAUUUACCAACUUACUGUAGUUAAAGAAAAAGUUGUUGAAAAGGUUGAUACUGUUAAAUAUGUCACAAAAAACAUUGAAAGUGUUGUUGAUUCAAUAGUUGAUGUUUUACUCAGUGGUAAAAGAAAAGGACUGAUGAUAAAUGAAAUACCUUCGCCAGAUUUUAGCUCACUUUUUCAGAAGUUAGGCCUGACAAUGCCCUCUCAACUAAGUUUUCUUGAUCUGAUAUUUGAUUUAUGUAAAGAAAUAUCUUUGAAUUUAUACAGUGAAACAAUUGAAAAACCUGAACCUUGGCUUAGACCUCGAAGGUUGACACCUAAGCCUUUGUUUCCUGAAGACAGAAACAAACUAUACAGUAUACUUCUACAAGAAGUUCAAUAUGAAUUAAAACUUUUAUCUAAAAAUUCAACAGAAUCUCAGAAAAAGCGAUCCCUCUGGUCUGUAAUGAAAUUAGGACGAAAGAAAAGAGAUUUUGUUGAUACAAUUUUAAUUAGUGAAUUAAAAGAAGAAGAACCAGAUUGGAUCAGUUAUGACCAGGAUGAAGUCACUGUCAAAUUUCAAAUUGCUGAUUCAAUUUUAAAUGUUUUGCUUGAUGACACUGUUCAUGUUAUUCAAGACCUUGACAAAAGAAUUAGAAAAUUAUCUUGAUUAAGAAAUUUGUAGCUGUAUACGAAGUGUAAUAAAUCUUUGUGAUAUUCUCAAGACUGUCUAUUUCAUUGUCAUCAAGAGCAUUUGUCAAAGCUGAUGUCUUUGUAUUUAUAGUGGCCUUAAUGCAAACAUGUGUCUAAUAAUAAGUUUCAAAAGCCCGAGAUAUAUUUUAAGUGCCACUCAAUUUCAUUAUGAGAUAUAGCUAUUUAUUUGAAAAAUAUAUUUUGCGAUGACAUAAAAAGUUAUUAUAUAGCAUAUUAAAUUACAUAUAUAGUUAUAUUCCAUGUUAUAAUUAUAAAGUUUACAUUUAAAAGUAAUUUAAAAUCUAUGCAGUUGAUUAUAAAGCAUUUUAAUGCAUUUCCUGUAUACCUUUUGCUCAUAUUAAUUUGAUAAUCAAGUAUUGUUGCAUGUUUUAAGAUGUAUAACACAAUAACAUGGUCUGCGAAUUGUAUAAAGGGAAUUUUCUUCCCUUUUGUUUGAAGUACAGAAUCUUUUAUGAACAUUUAAUUAGCCUAAUAGAAAUAAGUAUAAAAUGGUAAAUUUCUGAAGCAAUAAUGAGCUUGAACUUAAGUGUACAGGUGUUAAUUGCAUAUAUUUUAUUAACUUCUGGAUUUAAUAUUGUUAAAAAAACUCAGCAAGAGUUACAUUUUAAGUAUAAUGAAAUUCUUGUUGAUACAAAGCAAUUUAUGAAAUUAUUUUAAAACUAAUAUGUGAGGCUUAUAUUAUAUAACAUAAGCAUAGUAUAAUAUUUCCUAACAGUAUUUACUUCCUUUGUAAUAUUGUGUUAAAGGAAAAAAUGUAUUUUGAAAAUAUGCAAUUACUGGAGAAUAUUUUUAUGUAGCAACAGGAAACAUUGUUUAUAUAUAUAAAAUAUUCUUACUUGAUAAUUAUUCGUAUUCCCAAAUUUUUUAUAUAUCUAAAAAUUGGUAAUUUUACCUAAUGUGUGGUUCUCUAAUAAAAAAAUCAUUUACUGCCCUGCAUGAUCAAAAUCAACAAUUUCUGAAAAUCUGUAUGCUCAGUUUUGAUGUUUGCUUAAGUGACAGGUAUCUGGCAAUUAAUUUAUGUAGAAUAUUUUAAUGCCUUAUAGUUUAUUUUACCUACAGCAUAAAUUUAAGCUUUGUCCAAUUAAUUUGAUAUAAAAAUUAAGAAAGAAUUAGAAUAAAUAAAUCCUUACAAUAUUCAUAAUUUUUGUAUGAUAUUGAAAUACAAAUAUUAAUCUAAAAUUAAGCAAAAUACAAUUUCAGAUUGUCUGAAAAUUUAUAGUUUUUUUUACAGACUAAUGAUAAUUUCUCUUCUCGAAGAGCAAAAUGUAUUAUUCCAUUUGGCAUGCCUCUCUGCCAUGUAUAAGUAAUAAAUAAACACCCUUGAAUGCAUUAUACUUGUAAGUUAAUUAACAAUGUAAAAGAACUUGAAUUAAAAAAGAACUGAAAGAUCAUAAUGCCUUCCAUAUAGUUUCCAACUUAAAACCUUUUUCAAUAAAUAAAAAUCUAUGCAAAAUUUUUGAACAAAGCUUAUAAAUUAGAAUAACAGUUUUUUUUUUUUUUUUUUUUCCCUUCUAUAUCACUAAACUACAAAUUAUUCUAAAACUACAAAUUAUACAAAUUAUUCUAAAACUGAUGUGUUUAAAAACUGCUUGUAUACUUCUAUAUUUUAAUAGAAACAUGAAAUAUUUUUCCUUUCUAAAUAUCAAUAAGCCUUUAUUUAGCUUAUAUGAUUUUCAUUCAAUACUAUUAUUACUAUAUAUUAUAUAUGAUAUAAAUAACCUUCUAAUAUCUAGCUUAAUAUAAAAUGUGAAAGAUGAGAUUGAAAUACAUUAGUUACAAAAGUACUUUCUGAAAAUUCUAUGUUUUAAAAUUAUUUUAAUUACUAAACAUUUCUAUUAUUUAAGCAUAAGACACUCAGACUGAUGAAAUAUUCCUUGAUUUAUUUUUCUCAAUUUUUUUAUAUUUUAAGUGUAAUUAAAAAGGAAUAAGAAUGUUCAUGUACAGAAAUGUAUACUUCAUGGAAACUAAUAAAUGCACUUUUUUAACUUGUCA